Camellia sinensis is the source of this 1247-nucleotide messenger RNA. Its product is annotated as transcription elongation factor B polypeptide. Gene Ontology annotation, biological process: transcription elongation by RNA polymerase II. Gene Ontology annotation, cellular component: nucleus; elongin complex. The record is from RefSeq and is a predicted model, not a curated record. NCBI's taxonomy places the organism in Eukaryota, Viridiplantae, Streptophyta, Magnoliopsida, Ericales, Theaceae.
UCGAUCCGGUGCACGUUAGCGCAAUCCUGUGCAUUCUACAAUUCCAGGAUUCCUAGUUUAUAUAAAUUUUACAUACAUGUAUAUAUAGAUGUGAUCAUCGGAGUCCUUUGAAGUUUUCAUCUCCGGCCAGCCACUGCAAUUUCUGUCUCUGAUUACGUUCCGGUUGAUUUUGCUUCAUUUAAAGUGUCGCUUUCGGAGGAUAUGAGAUCGGGACAACCUGAAAGAUAUAUGAUGACAAGGAGGAAGGUUCCUUCUUUGGUUGAUCUAUGUGUUCAGGCUGCAGUAGACAACGUUAGGUAUCUCGGCGAUGUUGGGGAUACAGAUAUACAGCUUCUAGACCGCAUUUUAUCUCACUGUACAGUUGAACAGUUGAUGCACGUUGAGAAUUCGACAGAAGGAAGGGAUCUUAGCCCGGUGACUGAUAAAUUGUGGAAGAGAUUUUAUGAGUUACAAUUUGGUGGUAAGAGCACCAAUCUUGUCAUUGAGAGGAUGAAACAGAAGAAAGUGUCAUUUAAAUGGAAAAAAUUGUAUGAGGCAAAGGCGAAGGAUUUGGAGGAGGCUCAACAGAAGUCUUUUGAUAGAAUUAAAGAACUAUACAAAAAGGAAGAUGCUCGGAAACAAAGUCGGCAGGUACAGCUUUGCACAAAGGUUCCACCUUCAAGCAAUAAAAGAAGCUUUUAUGGGGGCCCUGGUAGCAGCAAUAUUUCCAACACAAAGAGCAGCAUAAUGAAGAAGGCAAAAUUACAGUUUCUUAACAGCCAUGAGACAAAAAAUUUAGCAGCAAUGAAGAGAAAUUCUGUGCAAAAGAGUCAUAGCAUCUCUCCCAUGAGGAAGCCAGGUGUGUUUCCUGGGAAUGGUUCCGCUUCAACUUCCAAACUUGCUAAACCAAUAGGGAGUAGAUUGUAAAAGGCUUUGCAUUGAAAUACACAGCUGCUUUCAAAUGUUGUGGACCAGACUACCCAAGUUUCCAGUAUGUUUACUUGGAUCCUCUAUCCUUUGCUUUUGAUCAAAAAGAACAUUUGGAUGAGCGUUCGUUUAGUUUCCUUGAAUAUCCGUUUCACAUCGACAACAGAUCCAGAUGUAUGAUGGAAAUAAUUGUUGUAAUCUUAAAAUAGUCAUUGGGAUCGAACAUAAUAGUGAAAUUUCACUUGCAUGAUUGCUUUACUUGUUUUGAGAUUGAAAGCUUGCAUGUACAUUGCGUUACGCAAAGGCUGAAAUUUCAUAUCUGGGGCAAACACAGUGCAGUA